Pseudopodoces humilis (Tibetan ground-tit) is the source of this 1767-nucleotide messenger RNA. RefSeq names its product transmembrane protein 161A (gene TMEM161A). Lineage: Eukaryota; Metazoa; Chordata; Aves; Passeriformes; Paridae. The record is from RefSeq and is a predicted model, not a curated record.
UUCCUGCGGGCGCCUUUGCGCUGACCCCCGGCAUGGCCGUGAUGGGGGUGCAGGUGGUGGUCACCCUGCUGGCCGCCAGCCUGAUGCAGAAGAUGGCCCCGCACUGCUCCUUCGCCCGCUGGCUGCUCUGCAAUGGCAGCCUGUACAGGUACAAGCACCCCUCGGACGAGGAGCUCUGCGCCCUGGCCGGGAAGCAGCGCCCCAAGAGCAGGAGGGACAGGAGGACCAACGGGCUGAGCGAGGACAAACCCCUGUCCGUGCCCCGCGACAUCGACCUGCGGCUGGACACCAGCCCCAUCACCGCCGUGGACGCUCUGGUGCUGCGUUAUUUCCUGGAGUACCAGUGGUUCGUGGAUUUCGCCGUCUACGCCAGCGCCGUCUACGUCUUCAGCGAGGGAUAUUUCUGCCUGGUCAGCCCCUCCAGGGAGACCAACCUCGGCGUCCUCUGGUGCCUGCUGAGCGUCGUCUUCUCCGUCAAGGUUUUCUUCAUGGUGAUGCGGCAUUAUUUCCGCUCGGAGGAGGGCGGGGAGCGCUCCGUGUGCCUCACCUUCGCCUUCUUCUUCCUCCUGCUCGCCAUGGUGGCCCUGGUGGUCCGCGAGGAGUACCUGGAGUUCGGCCUGGAGGCCGGACUGGCCGGAGUCACCACAAACCUGGAGCCCAUCCUGAAGCCCCGGGGCUGGGAGUGGACGCUGCCCCUGGCCAAGCUGGGCUUCAAGCUGGGGCUGGUGGCCCUGUGCUCCUUCCUGGGAGCCUGCCUGACCUUCCCGGGGCUGCGCCUGGCACAGACACACCUGGACGCCCUCAGGAUGGCGGCUGACAAACCCCUGACACAGCUCCUGCUGCACGUGGGGUUCGUGGCGCCGGUGCUGGUGGUGCUGAUGUGGGUCAGGCCCCUCUCCCGGGAUUUCCUGCUCCAGGCCCCGCUGGGCAAGCAGGCGGUGCAGAUCCUGUCGCACUCGUCCUACGACACGGCGCGGCUCUGGGCCGUGGUGGCGCUGGCCCUGCUGCGCCUGCUGGGGACGCGCCACCACCUGCAGGCUUACCUGGCGCUGGCCCCGCGCUGGGUGCGGCACAUGCGGAGGGAAGCCGGGCGCAUCCCGGCCCUGGAGAUCCAGCAGAAGAUCAGCGGGAUUUACUGCUACGUGUCCGUGGUGAGCCUGCAGUACCUGGGGCCCGUCAUCCUCAGCCUGCACUGCGCCCUGCUGCUCAAGACGCUGGGCCAGCACUCCUGGGGGCUGUACCCCGAGCUGUCCCCCGCCGUGUCCCCAGCAGCGCCGCUGGUCCCCCCACGCCCCGAGGGCGAGGCUGGCGAGGACGUGCAGGUGGUGGUGCAGGAGAUCUCGGGGGUCCUGGGCUGCAUCUUCACCCCCCUCUUCUUCCGAGGACUCUUCUCCUUCCUCACCUGGUGGGUGGCCGCCUGCCAGGUGGUCACCAGCCUCUUCGGCCUCUACUUCCACCAGUACCUGGCCGCGUCCUGACUGGGGGGGACUGGUCAGAGCCCAGCCGGAGCUGGCUGUCCCGCUCUGGGGACACGCCUGGGGACAUCGGUGCCACCAGGACGGGGUUUGUGGCUGUGUCACCGCUGUGCCUGCCCCUCCUGGGGACGCUCCAGCGCUGCCUUUUCCUGGAGGACACGGUGGGGACACCCAGGAGCGGCCAGCGUGGAUUUUGGGGUGUUCUCUGGGCUGGGGGGGGGGUUUUGUAGGGUCUGUGACCCCCUCGGGCCCAGCAGCCUCGGGGGUGGGUGCUGCACAAUAAACAAGUGAC